Messenger RNA from Abrus precatorius (Indian licorice), 3696 nucleotides. RefSeq names its product elongation factor 2. NCBI's taxonomy places the organism in Eukaryota, Viridiplantae, Streptophyta, Magnoliopsida, Fabales, Fabaceae. The record is from RefSeq and is a predicted model, not a curated record. Gene Ontology annotation, cellular component: ribonucleoprotein complex; cytosol. The transcript is spliced from 3 exons. Bases 872 to 3403 code for a protein of 843 amino acids. Gene Ontology annotation, molecular function: ribosome binding; GTP binding; GTPase activity. Gene Ontology annotation, biological process: translational elongation.
AACCACAGAGUGAAGAAGCUGCGCUUUCCUUGCGGCCUCUGUCUCUCUGUCUGUCUGUCUCUCUCUCUAAGGUUUGUUUUCUCUCUCUUAAACUCCUUCUUUGUCACAUCUUCACGAUGUUAUGGUCGUUUUACGUUGCACCUUAAUCGUAAUUUGAAAAAAAAAAACUGAUUCAGCUUGUUUUUACCAGAGAAUUCUGAUAGUGUCUUUGCAAGUGUGUUUUAGCUUUUUCAUGAUAUUAAUAUUAGUUUAGUUGUUUUUGUGAUACUCGUGUAUUCGAAUCGGUUGUUAUUUAGUUUGUGUUUGAUUGAAUAGUUGGAAAUUGGGGACCUAGAAAAAGUGGAUGGAAUGUGUAACGUGAUAUUCAUUCCAAGUGUAACCAGGUGGAGUAAUAGAGUAAACUACUACCUCUUAGGUUAGAGAGCUGUCAUUCUUUGUAAAGUGCGCGUAUUGGGUCUAGAUGUAGCAGCUCUCCUGUAUUUUGUUACACUGGAUUUUGUUAUAUGGGUAUAUGAAAUUUGGUUUUUCUUUUGGUCAAAUUGAAGCACCUUUCUUGGAUUUUGAAAAGUUUAGCCGGCUUGAAACAAACACAUUGAAAGGCUUUAGCAAACGAAUUUUCUGAUUUGGUUGACUUUACUUGUUAGGAUACCAAGUACAAACUUGAUUAACCUUGAAUCCCAAAUAUUCGUUUGUUAGAAUUAGUACUAUUUAACCUAUUGACAUUAUUGCUAAUUUUUAGUGUAUUAUGUAGUCAAGCAGAUUAUCGUCGUACUCUUCUCCUUUCUGUAUUUGGGCUAAUAUUUUUAUAUAUAUUUUUUAUUCUUUUGCAGUCACAUAUUGAAGCUAGUUUUUGGUGCAAGGGAAAGUCAAGAUGGUCAAGUUUACAGCUGACGAGCUUCGUCGCAUCAUGGACUUCAAGCACAACAUUCGUAAUAUGUCUGUUAUUGCGCAUGUUGACCAUGGAAAAUCUACUCUUACCGAUUCUUUAGUGGCUGCUGCUGGUAUUAUUGCACAAGAAGUUGCAGGAGAUGUACGGAUGACUGAUACCCGACAGGAUGAAGCUGAGCGUGGUAUCACAAUCAAGUCCACUGGUAUAUCUCUAUACUAUGAAAUGUCUGAAGAUGCUCUCAAGAACUUCAAGGGAGAACGCAAUGGGAAUGAAUACCUCAUCAACCUCAUUGACUCCCCUGGGCAUGUGGACUUCUCUUCUGAGGUUACAGCUGCCCUCCGUAUUACUGAUGGGGCACUUGUGGUGGUGGAUUGUGUCGAAGGUGUCUGUGUCCAAACUGAAACAGUUCUCCGUCAGGCUCUUGGUGAAAGGAUCAGGCCUGUUUUAACUGUUAACAAGAUGGAUAGGUGUUUCCUUGAGCUUCAGGUGGAUGGAGAAGAGGCUUACCAGACAUUUCAAAGGGUUAUUGAGAAUGCUAAUGUGAUUAUGGCUACAUAUGAAGAUCCCCUUCUUGGUGAUGUUCAGGUCUACCCAGAGAAAGGAACUGUUGCCUUUUCUGCUGGUUUGCAUGGCUGGGCUUUCACUCUGACCAACUUUGCUAAAAUGUAUGCCUCAAAGUUUGGAGUUGAUGAGUCAAAGAUGAUGGAAAGGCUCUGGGGUGAGAAUUUCUUUGAUCCAGCCACCAAGAAAUGGACCAACAAGAAUACUGGUUCUCCUACAUGCAAGCGUGGUUUUGUUCAGUUUUGUUAUGAGCCUAUCAAGCAGAUAAUUGCAACUUGUAUGAAUGAUCAGAAGGAUAAGCUGUGGCCUAUGUUGCAAAAACUUGGAGUCACCAUGAAAUCUGAAGAGAAAGACCUGAUGGGUAAAGCUCUAAUGAAACGUGUUAUGCAAACCUGGCUCCCAGCAAGUAAUGCACUCCUAGAGAUGAUGAUAUUCCAUCUUCCCUCCCCAUCGAAGGCCCAAAAGUAUCGUGUAGAGAACUUGUAUGAGGGUCCCCUUGAUGAUCAAUAUGCAAAUGCUAUUAGGAAUUGUGAUCCUGAUGGACCUUUAAUGCUUUAUGUCUCAAAGAUGAUUCCUGCAUCUGACAAGGGUAGAUUCUUUGCUUUUGGCCGUGUUUUCUCAGGUAAGGUCUCGACUGGUUUGAAAGUAAGAAUUAUGGGUCCUAAUUAUGUCCCUGGAGAGAAGAAAGACUUGUAUGUGAAGAGUGUGCAAAGAACCGUCAUUUGGAUGGGAAAGAGGCAGGAAACUGUUGAGGACGUGCCUUGUGGUAACACUGUUGCUAUGGUUGGAUUGGACCAAUUUAUCACCAAGAAUGCAACAUUAACAAAUGAGAAGGAAGUUGAUGCACACCCAAUUCGUGCUAUGAAGUUUUCUGUCUCACCUGUUGUUCGUGUUGCCGUCCAGUGCAAGGUUGCAUCAGACCUUCCUAAGCUAGUUGAAGGUCUUAAACGUUUGGCCAAAUCUGAUCCUAUGGUUGUAUGUACUAUAGAAGAGUCUGGAGAGCAUAUUGUUGCUGGUGCUGGAGAACUCCACCUUGAGAUCUGUUUGAAGGACUUGCAGGAAGACUUCAUGGGUGGAGCUGAGAUUAUUAAGUCAGACCCUGUUGUAUCCUUCCGGGAGACAGUCUUGGAGAGAUCUUGCCGCACUGUGAUGAGCAAGUCACCCAACAAGCACAACCGUCUUUACAUGGAAGCCAGGCCCAUGGAGGAGGGACUUGCAGAGGCUAUCGAUGAUGGGCGUAUUGGUCCAAGGGAUGACCCCAAAAUUCGUGCUAAAAUUUUGUCUGAAGAAUUUGGUUGGGAUAAGGAUCUUGCAAAGAAAAUCUGGUGUUUUGGACCUGAGACCAUGGGACCUAAUAUGGUGGUUGAUAUGUGUAAAGGUGUCCAAUACUUGAAUGAAAUUAAAGACUCUGUGGUUGCUGGGUUCCAAUGGGCAUCAAAAGAAGGUGCAUUGGCUGAAGAAAACAUGAGGGCCAUCUGCUUUGAAGUCUGUGAUGUUGUUCUCCAUGCUGAUGCUAUCCACAGAGGUGGUGGCCAGAUCAUUCCUACCGCUAGGAGAGUCUUCUAUGCCUCCCAGUUGACUGCAAAGCCUAGACUUCUUGAGCCCGUUUACCUGGUCGAAAUUCAGGCACCUGAGCAGGCUCUUGGUGGCAUCUACAGUGUUCUUAACCAGAAACGUGGGCACGUCUUCGAGGAAAUGCAGAGGCCUGGUACCCCAUUAUACAACAUCAAGGCCUACCUCCCUGUCAUUGAGUCCUUCGGGUUCUCGAGCACAUUGAGGGCUGCAACAUCGGGGCAAGCUUUUCCACAGUGUGUUUUUGAUCACUGGGAUAUGAUGUCCUCAGAUCCAUUGGAGGCUGGAUCACAAGCUGCACAGCUUGUUGCUGACAUUCGCAAGAGGAAAGGAUUGAAGGAGCAGAUGACACCACUUUCAGAAUACGAGGACAAGCUUUAAAUAUUUUGACUUCCCGUUAUGAAUCUAGCUGAUAAUUUAUGUAGAACCUUGGUACCGAUGCUGUGUUUUUUAAAAUUCAGAUAAUUGUGAGUUUUGUUCUGUUCUAUUAUCAUUUAAAUGUUUCUUUAAAAAAGCUUUUACUUCUCUGUUUAAUUGGAAGUUAUCCCCUUAUGGGCUUGGUACUGUAGAUAGUGACUCUGUUGCAUUGACGUUGAUUUAACUAUUUAUGGGAACUUUCAGUUAAAAUUUAAUUGUGUUUACUAUUACUUACCUGGAAAUUAAAAUUUCAAUGC